Prunus avium (sweet cherry) is the source of this 3369-nucleotide messenger RNA. Its product is annotated as alpha,alpha-trehalose-phosphate synthase [UDP-forming] 1-like. Gene Ontology annotation, biological process: trehalose biosynthetic process. Gene Ontology annotation, cellular component: cytosol. Gene Ontology annotation, molecular function: alpha,alpha-trehalose-phosphate synthase (UDP-forming) activity; trehalose-phosphatase activity. NCBI's taxonomy places the organism in Eukaryota, Viridiplantae, Streptophyta, Magnoliopsida, Rosales, Rosaceae. The record is from RefSeq and is a predicted model, not a curated record.
ACUAGAGCUAUAUAUGGAUAAUCUUCAUCUAAAAUCAUAUUCAUCACAAUCUGAAUGAUUUUUGAGAUUUUUCUGCAUCUUUUGGUGUGACCACAGCCACCCCCAAAAAUAUCGGUUGGCCAACUUGCUCCCACGUUUAUAUCCACUUGGCCUCUCUCCUCUGCCUUUUUUCAAAAACGCUUCUCAACAACAAAAACAACCAAAAAAAGCAGGGUAAGGGUCACUCUUAACAUUUUCGUCUUGAAUGCGAGAGAGACUCACACUAUCUGAAUCCAACUGAGAUCUGCAUUCUGCAUAACUCUCCGCCUUCCCUGCAGGACAAGCAUAUGCCAGGAAACAAUUAUAACUGCAAUCCUUCCACACCCAGAAGUAGAUUGGAAAGGCUUCUCAGGGAAAGAGAGCUAAGGAGAUCAAACCGCGUUUUGCAUCCAACUGAAGAUGGAAACAGACAGGCAGAACUCUUAGGGAAUGAUAAUUUUUUGACUGAGGGUGAAAAUUUUGGUCUAUCUAGUGAGGAAGAUUUUCCGGAAGGGGUUGCUGCGGCAAAAGCUUUUGCCGAUGGAUGUGAAUGGAAAGAGGGACGGACUCCUAAGCAACGUUUAUUGGUGGUGGCUAACAGGUUACCUGUCUCUGCAGUUAGGAAGGGUGAGGACUCAUGGCAGCUUGAGAUGAGUGUAGGUGGGCUAGUCAGUGCACUUUUAGGCGUGAAGGAGUUUGAUGCAAGAUGGAUUGGUUGGGCUGGUGUAAAUGUACCUGAUAGUGUUGGACAAAAAGCACUGACUAAAGCUUUAGCUGAAAAGAGGUGCAUCCCAGUGUUUCUUGACGAAGAAAUUGUUCAUCAAUAUUACAAUGGUUAUUGUAACAACAUCUUGUGGCCACUUUUCCAUUAUCUUGGACUUCCACAAGAAGACCGCCUUGCAACCACCCGAAGUUUCCAAUCUCAGUUUGAUGCAUAUAAGAAGGCAAACCAAAUGUUUGCUGAUGUUGUGCACAAACACUACCUGGAUGGAGAUGUUGUUUGGUGCCAUGAUUACCACCUCAUGUUUCUUCCUAAAUGCCUGAAAGAACAUAACAACAAAAUGAAAGUUGGUUGGUUUCUCCACACACCUUUUCCUUCCUCAGAAAUACAUAGGACACUGCCAUCUCGAUCAGAAUUGUUGCGAUCUGUUCUUGCUGCUGAUUUGGUUGGUUUCCAUACCUAUGAUUAUGCAAGGCAUUUUGUUAGUGCUUGCACUCGUAUUCUUGGUUUAGAGGGUACACCUGAAGGAGUAGAGGAUCAAGGAAAGCUGACUCGUGUGGCUGCGUUUCCAAUUGGGAUAGACUCAGAUCGCUUCAUUCGAGCUCUAGAACUCCCUCAAGUCCAGGAGCACAUGAAAGAACUGAAAGAAAGAUUUGCUGGCAGAAAGGUAAUGUUGGGCGUUGAUCGUCUUGAUAUGAUUAAGGGGAUUCCUCAAAAGAUUUUGGCGUUUGAAAAAUUUCUAGAGGAAAAUUUGAACUGGCGUGAUAAAGUAGUCUUGCUGCAAAUUGCUGUACCGACAAGAACAGACGUUCCUGAGUAUCAAAAGCUCACAAGCCAGGUUCAUGAGAUUGUUGGACGCAUUAAUGGGAGGUUUGGAACUCUUACUGCUGUUCCAAUACAUCAUCUGGAUCGAUCUCUUGACUUUCACGCAUUAUGUGCACUAUACGCUGUUACUGAUGUAGCCCUUGUUACAUCUUUAAGGGAUGGAAUGAAUCUUGUGAGCUAUGAGUUUGUUGCUUGCCAAGCUUCCAAGAAAGGAGUUCUCAUUCUAAGUGAGUUUGCAGGUGCAGCACAGUCACUUGGUGCAGGGGCUAUAUUAGUGAACCCGUGGAAUGUCACAGAAGUAGCUGCUUCCAUAGGUUAUGCUUUAAAUAUGCCAGCUGAUGAAAGAGAAAAGCGUCACCAUCAUAACUUCAUGCAUGUAACAACUCACACGUCUCAGGAGUGGGCUGCAACCUUUGUAAGCGAACUCAAUGACACAAUUGUUGAAGCUCAACUAAGGACGAGACAAGUUCCUCCUUUACUUCCAAUCCAAGUAGCAGUUGAUCGUUAUUUGCAAUCCAGCAAUCGAUUACUUAUACUGGGAUUCAAUGCCACUUUGACUGAACCAAAGGACACCCUCGGGAGAAGGGGUGGUCAAAUUAGAGAAAUGGAACUUAAAUUGCAUCCAGAUCUCAAGGAACCCUUGAAAAAGCUUUGUGAUGACUCAAAGACAACAAUUGUUGUCCUCAGCGGAAGUGACAGAAGCGUCUUGGAUGAUAACUUCGGUGACUACAACAUGUGGCUGGCAGCAGAAAACGGGAUGUUCCUACGUCUUACAAUGGGAGAAUGGAUGACAACAAUGCCAGAAAAUUUAAAUAUGGAUUGGGUCGACAGCGUAAAGCAUGUUUUUGAGUAUUUUACUGAGAGAACGCCGCGGUCUCAUUUUGAGCUUCGUGAAACUUCACUUGUAUGGAACUACAAGUAUGCAGACAUUGAGUUUGGAAGGCUCCAAGCAAGAGAUCUGCUGCAGCAUCUGUGGACAGGCCCAAUCUCAAAUGCAUCUGUUGAUGUCGUCCAAGGUGGUCGAUCCGUGGAGGUCCGAGCAGUUGGUGUUACAAAGGGUGCAGCGAUUGAUCGUAUUUUAGGAGAAAUAGUCCAUAACAAAGGCAUGAAAGCACCAAUUGAUUAUGUCCUGUGUAUUGGGCACUUCCUACCAAAGGACGAAGAUGUCUACACAUUUUUUGAACCAGAGCUUCCUUCUGAGGCACCACCAACUGUUCCUAGACCUAUGGCAGCCAAUCCUGCCAUGACAUCUGUGCCAAGGAUUUCCACAACUAAAAGUGGUUCCAGAGCAGCUCGCCUUAAGAAACAACGGUCCUUGUCAACUUUGGAAAAGAGAGCUACGGUUCAUGGAAUUGGGAAUGCUUGGAGGCCAACACUAAUGCGUGAUAAAAUGUCUCUGCAUGAAGGUUCUUCAGUGCUUGACCUCAAAGGUGACAAUUACUUCUCUUGUGCUGUUGGACGAAAGAGAUCGAGUGCACGAUAUCUCCUUGGAUCAUCGGAUGACAUUGUCACUCUCUUGAAAGAGCUGGCUGAGGGUUCAUAACGGAGUUCAUCAUAUGACAGCCUAAUUCCAAUGCUGCUCAAGCCAAAAGGUGCAGAACCAAGCAUUGAGAUCCAGAUAGCAUGGUUUUGCUGUGACAUUAGUUGCAAGAUUUUUUUCACAAAUACACACCAAUUUCUUCCCCUACAAUUUCCAACUCGACUAGCUAGACGGGUUUUGAGAUCCACAAAACAUUGCUUCUGUAGCUAGAAGAAAACAAGAUAUUGCACAUAUAAAUAUUCAGAUUAUUCAUUAAAUUUGAACA